Messenger RNA from Aedes albopictus (Asian tiger mosquito), 3161 nucleotides. Its product is annotated as zinc finger protein 675. The coding region runs from base 112 to 2232 and encodes 706 amino acids. NCBI's taxonomy places the organism in Eukaryota, Metazoa, Arthropoda, Insecta, Diptera, Culicidae. Gene Ontology annotation, molecular function: RNA polymerase II cis-regulatory region sequence-specific DNA binding; zinc ion binding; DNA-binding transcription factor activity. The record is from RefSeq and is a predicted model, not a curated record. The transcript is spliced from 6 exons. Gene Ontology annotation, biological process: regulation of transcription by RNA polymerase II. Gene Ontology annotation, cellular component: nucleus.
UUGAACCAGCUCUUUGUUAUUUAUUUACAUUGUACUAUGCCGGAAUUCAUCUCAUAGAACUACUAUAAUGCAAUACAUUAAAUUUAGUUGAUUUCAUUCAUCAGUGAAAACAUGGAAUCGAUACCAGAUGACAUCCAAAGACUGCGAUGUCGUUUGUGUUUUCACGCUGGUUCAAGUGCACAACUCGUUGAAGUUUUUAAUAAAAAUCUAGAUCUAUCCAAACGGAUACUCAGUGCCCUUGGAGUGAAGAUCAAUCGAGGCGAGAAACAAGCUCGAAUAUGUACGGUGUGCGAAACCGUAAUAGAUAUUAUUCAAAGCUUUCAAGCUGUCUGCAAGCAGACCAACCGAUUAUAUCACAAACAUGUAGAAUUUCAACUGUAUGAUAAAUUUUGGAACAGUCAAGAACAAGAGGCUGUGAAUGUAACAGAAAAGAUGAUUUUAAGUCACAGAUCGGAGGUAGAUAAAUUCAUGAGCAAGACUACAAUCAAUUCCUUGAAAAAGGAGACCGACGCCGUGGUGCUGCCGAUUGCGAUUCCAUCUGUUGAAGUACCUGCAGAGGUAGCGAAGGAACAACCCUCGACUGAAGUUUUUGAAACUGAGAUAGUCAUAUGCGAACCUCCAAUCAAGGACGAACCACUGGACAGUGGUUCUCAAAUACAGUUCCAAUCCGAUUUGGAAGUAACGGUUGAAGGUGAAACAGCUGCACUGCCCAUUUGUGAUAUAGAAUCAUCGGACAACGAUCUCAAAUUAGAAGUGGAUUCUUUCUCGGAACCCGAUCAAGAAGAGGGACUAAUUAAUGAAAGUCACAAACCUAAAAAGCAAGGAAGGAAACCUAAGUUAGUGAAAUCCUCCAGUGAUAAAGAAGGAAAUGAAAACAGCAGUUUGGUACCCCAUCGAAGAGGCAGACCGAGACUUAAACCCAUUGAAGACAACGACCAGAGUGCGGACGAAUACGAACCGAAAAUUCCCGGAAAACGCGGACCACGUCGCAAAAAGGUUCGAAAAUCGGAUCCCAGUGUAUGUGACAUCUGCGGACAGAUGGUAGCCUAUUUCGUCAAGGAAUCGCACCACAAUCAGCAUCUCGGGAUACGACCGUACAAGUGCGAUUACGAGGGAUGUGGCCGUACUUAUUUUUCGCAAAACGAUUUACGAACCCACAGCAAGCGGCAUAAGAUCACGUAUCAUGUGUGUGAGAUAUGCGGACGCAACAUCAAAGGGGUGGAAUGGUUUAGACGACAUAUGAAAACGCACACCGAAGUUCCUCAAUUCACAUGUGAAGUUUGCGGAAGUAAAUUUCGCCGGAAAGCUCAACUGCAAACGCAUAUGGUGACGCACACAGGCUUGACACCUCACGAGUGCGAAACAUGUGGCAAACGGUUCGCACUGAAGUACAACUUGGAAGCCCACGUAAAACGCCACCAGAAGAAAGGGGUUGAAAAAGUGCAGAAAAAUGCGUCUGAGAAACGGACCUGGAAGUACUACACGCGGUCAGAGAGUUCCGGACCUAAGCAUCACGUUACAUGUGAAACGUGCGGAAAAUCAGUCCAUAAGCGAGAUAUCGAGGGUCACGUGAACAAACACCUAGAGCGGCGUCCUUAUUCGUGCGAUGUGCCUGGCUGCACGUUGGCAUUCUAUGCACUGAGAGGCAUAAAGGAACACAAAAUGGUGGUGCAUUCGGACAAAGUUUUGCGCUACGAUUGCAGCAUCUGCAACCGUUCGAUUAAGGGCGCCGGAACAUUCAAGAGACACGUUAUUAUGCACAAUUCGGCUAUGAAAGUCGAAUGCCAGCAUUGUGGGAAAAAGUUUACGUCAAAAAGCUAUCUGAAGGCCCACGAGCAAAAACAUUCCGGAGAACGUCCUUUCGUUUGUGAUCUCUGCGGUCGGUCGUUUGCCAUGAAGCCGUGCUGGAAAACGCACAUGAAAAACCAGCACAAUCAGGACUACCGUGAACCAACACGGAUUCGAAAACUGGAUACGGCAGAUGAGCCGAAACAAGCCGAACCACCAACAACGGUAGCAGAUAAUGAUGCAAACGCAGUCGAUAGCAACUCGUUGACUACCCCUUCGCUACCCUUGGAUAGUGAAGAUGUCCAAGAUAGUUUGCCAUAUCAUUCCCAGACUUCAGUUUCGCAGCGGAAAGAACCGCAGAGCCAACAAGAAGUGCCAUCGAUUUCAACGAGUAUUCAGCUCUACGGAACGCCAGAAGCUGUGCAGAUAGAGUAUUCAUAUUGAAGUAUUAUUGUUUGAAUUGGUUACGUACUGCUCAAAUUUUUAAAUAUGAUUUAAAUUAAAUAAAACUAAAACAAAAGAAAACCAGGGUUUGUAUUAUUCGUUAGAAUUUAAACAUUAGACGAUGAAUGUAUACGUCAAUUUGAAUUGUGAUUGUUGACUUGUCAGCAAAGUCUUAGACUUAACCAGCAUACUAAAAUCCUGCCUAAACAGAUCUUCGUCAUCACUGAAGGUAGGACGGAAUUAUCUAAGUUUACGCCUAUCCGAACAACCUUAUGAAUUUCCCUGCAGCUCUAAACAGAUUAGUGGACUAUAAACUAUGAACUAGGAACACAGUUGAGUUAUAGGCAUUGACAUCUAAAAGGCUAUAACACCGAAUCAGCAAAAUAAGAAAAAGCUAUUGGUUAACCUUAUACAUCAUAAGACCUUAACUUGAGGAAAUUUUUGGAUGAUCUAGAACAUCUUUGGAAAUUAGUUUCUUGCAGAACAAUACUCCAUAAACCUGUAGGAUGCUGCACCGCAUCAGUAAUGUAACAAUAGUCCAAUGAUUACGCUUGUAGAUCUUUUGGGCUUCAUUCACGAAAGUUUUUGGAGGACCUAGAACAUCUUUGGAAAUAAGAACAAAGCUCCAUGCCCAAGUAACAAAAUUAAUUUUAUAAUGCUUUUGAAGUAUUCUUCAACACCUGUUCUUUAAAACCAUGCAUAAACCAAAUUGCUCUGCAACACGACAUCAACUCAACCAUAAACCCGCCAUAAGACCAAAGAGGCCCAUCCUAAGAUGCUCUUGGAGAGUUGUUUUUAAAUUUCUCUUAAAACUUGUUGUACUUCCCAAGUUGUCCUCAAGGCGAAUUGCUCUCUCCUUGUAGAAUUCUUCAAGUGCACGAUAAAACGAUAAUAAAUUUGUCAGUGAUGUUGCUGAUGCAGCUUUGAUG